Messenger RNA from Dictyostelium discoideum AX4, 840 nucleotides. RefSeq lists its product as hypothetical. The transcript has a single exon. The record is from RefSeq and is a predicted model, not a curated record. Bases 1 to 840 code for a protein of 279 amino acids. NCBI's taxonomy places the organism in Eukaryota, Evosea, Eumycetozoa, Dictyosteliales, Dictyosteliaceae.
AUGAAUGAAAAUAAUAAAAAUAAUAGUAGCGAAGAUUUAAAUAAUAAUAAUAAUAAUAAUAAUAAUAAUAAUAAUAUUAAAAAAACUCAUCAUAGAUAUAGUGCAAAAUAUAAACAUUCAUUGGUACCAAGUAAUGUUGGAAAUAGUGGCUUAAGUGGUAAUGGAGUUUCACAAAAAGAGCUAAUGUCUACGUUUAAAUACAAAUCAACAAGAACUCCAAGAUUGAAAAUUGAACCAACAAUUGAUAAUUUAUUUCCUUCUCAAUCAACUUCAAAAAGUAAAUCAAAUACAACAAAUUCUUCACCAAUUACAAUAAUGAAACCAAAAGUAUCAAAAUCAAUUUCAAAUUAUUCCAAUAAUAAAUAUAAUAAUAAUAAUAAUAAUAAUAACAAUGUUUCUACAUCAACAUCAACGCCAAUACCAACAACAGCAACAACAACAAAUGGUAAUAAUAUUGAUAGUUCUUUGUUUACAAGUUUAAACUCAAUACAAACAACAAUAAAUGGAAAACAAUCAACAAUGAUACCAUUUUCACCAUAUUCAUUAAUCAAUUGUUUAAAUUCAAUGAGUAGUUUAGAUGAAAAUGAAAUUAAUAAUUUACCUAUUUUUGCUCCAAUUUUGCCACCAAUUAAUCAACAAUCUGUUAAUGAUUUAAAUAAUAAUAAUAAAAAUGAUAAUAAUAAAAAUGAUAAUAAUAAAAAUAAUAAUAAUAAUAAUAAUAAUGAUAAUAAUAAUAAUGAUGAUAAUAAUCCAACCACAAAAAAGAAAAAAGUUAAAAGUCAAUAUUAUAUGGAAUCAUUAGCAGAAAGAUUAUCAAAUUCAAAUUCAAAUGGUGAAUAG